Molecule: messenger RNA, 2260 nt
Organism: Colius striatus (speckled mousebird)
Lineage: Eukaryota; Metazoa; Chordata; Aves; Coliiformes; Coliidae
Gene: TSN
Product: translin
Exons: 5
Coding region: 315-1022 (235 amino acids)
Biological process (GO): RNA metabolic process
Cellular component (GO): cytoplasm; nucleus
Molecular function (GO): single-stranded DNA binding; RNA binding; sequence-specific DNA binding
Source: RefSeq, a predicted model, not a curated record
AAUAACUAAUGAAUGAAAAAGAAAAAGUACUGUUACUACAACUUCAGAAUGACAGAGUAAUUAAUGAGGCAUGGUGACUGCAGCUGUAUUGCAGUGGGUGGUUGGAGCUGGUGCUUGUUGUGCCCUGUCCCUUGGGCCAGUGGAAGCUGGAAGUGACUUUCUCCCACAGCCUGUUGGUUGGUCCUUUGUGAUUGUUCUCGCAUCAUUAACUAAGGUAAAGUGAUGAAAACUGAAGGAGACAACAGAGUUUUCUGGGUACUUAAAAUACCUCUUGGUGAAACCUGUUUUCAUGGAGGUUUUUCAUCUCUCUUAGUAUGGGGCAGCCACCUACCCCCAGACACCAGCUGUGCCAUGCUGCUGGCUGCUUUGGGUCUCUCUGCACCAAACAUGAGGCUGUGUUCAGCAUGGCAUCACCACUUGCAGUUGUAGCCUUUACUCAGCUAUGGGGAAGGGAAGCCAGCAGAGCCUCAGGCCAGCAGUCUCCAGAACGAGUACCAAAGAAAUGUCAGAAGGCUCGUGAACACUUUGGCACAGUGAGAACACAGAUGGAAUCUCUGAAGACCAAGUUUCCCGCUGACCAAUAUUACAGGUUUCACGAGCACUGGCGGUUUGUGCUCCAGCGCUUGGUGUUUCUGGCAGCCUUUGUUGUCUACUUGGAGUCUGAAACAUUAGUGACCCGAGAAGCUGUUGCAGAAAUACUUGGGAUUGAAGCUGACCGAGAGCGGGGUUUUCACCUGGACAUUGAAGACUACCUUUCUGGUGUACUAACCCUUGCCAGCGAGCUGGCCAGGCUGGCGGUCAACAGCGUGACGGCCGGCGACUACUCGCGCCCGCUGCGCAUCGCGGCCUUCAUCAGCGAGCUGGACUCCGGCUUCCGCCUCCUCAACCUGAAGAACGACUCCCUGAGGAAACGCUACGACGGCCUCAAGUACGAUGUCAAGAAAAUCGAGGAGGUGGUGUACGACUUGUCCAUCCGAGGACUCACGAAGGAGGCGCCGGUUGGUGUGGGCGGAGAGAAAUGAAGGGAGCUCGUUGUGCCGGCGUCACAUACCUCAGAUGGUUGCCAAUUCUGGAAGCGUGCUAGCAAAGCCUUCCUACAGUAGUUUAGAAGAACUGCGGCUCAGAGCUGCUCUCUAUUUUCUUACAAAAGGCGUAGUCCGGGUGUUAGGUCUCCAAACGUUUUGCCGAGGCGUGUCCGGGCUGGGGCAGGAGGGUGGCUGUGCCGGCCGCAGCUGCGCUGGGUGCGGGCGGGCGCUGCCGGGCCCGGGCUCCGUGCUCCACUCGCUCCAGCCGCAGCUCUGCGCACGCUCGGCAGCGCCGGUGGCAGCGCGGCCGCCGCUCAGCUGGCAGCAAACAGCCUGGGAGGACACGGUCGGGGUUUUAAAACGCUCAUUUCUUUUUUCGCCGUCGGUGACUGGAGGAGAUCUGCAUAACUUUGUUAACCAGAUCUUUUACAAUGGCUUCUGUUAAUGUGUUCCCUUAACUGAGAAAUUAGUCAAAAUCUUCCUGAGACUGUCUCCUUUGGAGCUGGUGCGUUGCACCCGGGCACCUCUCUCUUUUCCUCUCUCCCUCCCUCUCUCUCGUUUUUAUCUUUCUCCAUUUUGUUGCCAAGGAGAGCAUGGCUUUCUCAGACAGCUGCUCCCACUGGCUGGCAUUUGUCUUACUGACAUGAGUAAAUGUUGAGUUUCAAUAUGAUCAUUUGCCUUCAGAACUCGCUGUGACCAAUGUUUUUGUUUUGUUAGUUACCAACGUUUCUGAAUGGGGAGAUGUGAGCUGAUAUACUGCAGGUAACCUCUGAGCUUCGACAACCUGUACCUGUGUCCUGGGAUUAAAAAACAACACCACACAAAAACUACAGUUUGUGUAGUGAAAUGUUCAUAUCUUCAGAAAAGGCGAAGUUGCUAGUUUCAGAUCUUACAGUUGCAUGUAAGAUGUUUGCAAACACCAACAGCUUCUUUGCUUUGUGCAAACAGACAGACUCCUGCCUCCCAGUCUGUUCGUUCCCUUGUCCUAAAUGAAUUGGAGUUCUGCCAUUGUUCUGCUUCUGGUGGUGCAGGAAGGUUCAGGAGAGAAAUGAACUUCUUUAGGAGGAGGAAUAUUUCCAGAGGAUGAGCUUGAACAGUCCAGUUGAUGUGAGGUUUGUUAGUUUAAUUUUGUGAGCAAAGAGUUACCGCUGUUUCAGUUAGGGUUUGGUUUUUAUUGGAAGAAAAUGGUUAUUUUGGCCAAUAAAAGUUGUUCUUUGAUUUUGGCCAUUUGGUAA